AUUGAAAGUAUAAUUCAAUUAUCAUCAAUCCAGCUUUGGCACCAUUGAGAAAUUUGCGUCAAAUAUUAAACAUUUCCCACCAAUCAACAUUAUUUAUAAAUUACUUGGUCUCUACAUUUUGAACCAUCAAUGGCCGAUGCAAUUGCUUUCAAUCUCGCCACAGAGCUCAUUACUAAGUUGAGCUCUCAUGCUUUCUCUCAAAUUGGACUCAGGUGGAAUCUCAAACAUGACAUCGACGACCUCAAACGCACUGUCUAUACAAUCAAAGAUGUGCUUCUUGACGCAGUAGAGAAAUCGGUGACCGACGAACCCGUCAAAGUUUGGGUUGAACAGGUGACCGAUGCACUUUAUGAUGCUGAUGACUUGCUCGAUGAUUUCUCUACUGAAGCUUUGCGGAAAGAUCUGAUGGGUGGGAACAAGCUGACAAAAGAGGUACGCCUUUUCUUCUCAAGCUCAAACCAGUUUACUUACAGCCUCAAAAUGGGGCGGAAAAUUAAGGCUAUUAAGGCCAGAUUAGCUUCGAUUGGAAGCAAGGCCCAGAUGUUCAGCUUGGUAAAGCGUGAUUGUCCUGUGGAAACUUCUUUCGUGAUUAAAAAGAGGCAGCCAAUGCACUCUUUUAUUUUUGAAGAUGACAUAAUAGGGAGGGAUUAUGAUAAAGUAGCUCUUCUAAAACUCGUGUUAGGGUUUCAGAGUGAAGAGAAUCUUUAUAUCAUUCCAAUUGUGGGGAUUGGAGGGUUAGGGAAAACUACAUUGGCAAGACUUGUUUAUAAUGAUAAAAUGGUUAGACGUCAUUUUGAAUUGAUGAUGUGGGUGUAUGUUUCAGAUGUUUUUGAUGUGAAAGCAAUUGUAAAAACCAUUAUUGAAUGUGUGACUUACAAAGCACUAGAUCAAAAUCUCGAUAUGGACCAAUUGCAAAAACAACUUCAAGAUAAAAUUGAUGGGAAAAAAUAUUUGCUUGUUUUGGAUGACAUUUGGAAUGAGGAUGUGCAACAAUGGUUAAGCUUAAAGAAUUUAUUGAUGGGUGGGGCUAGAGGAAGUAAGAUAAUACUAACUACUCGCUCUAUGAAAGUAGCAACAAUUACUAGUAACUGUCUGCCCUAUGUUUUGAAAGGCUUGUCUGAUGAUGAUGCUUGGUCUUUGUUCAAAAAGAUAGCAUUUAUGGAAAGAUAUGCAGACCCAACAAAUUCAGCCUUUGUGGAAAUAGGAAAGCAUAUUUUGAAAAAGUGUGCUGGAGUUCCUUUAGCCAUAAAGACAAUAGGUGGUAUGCUAUGUUUGAAGGGAUCUAUAAUUGAGUGGCAUUAUUUCAAAGACGUACAACUUAGUAGAAUAUCCCAAAGAGAAGGUGGAAUUUUACCUUCACUUAAGUUAACUUACGAUUAUCUCCCAUACCAUUUAAAGCUUUGCUUUGCUUAUUGUCGAUUGUAUCCAAAAGAUAUUGUGAUUGAUGUACAAACACUUGUUCAAUUUUGGAUUGCACAAGGUUUUGUAAAGCAAUCAAAUCCGAGUCAAUCUCUUGAUGAGAUUGGAUUUGAGUAUUUUAAAGAAUUAGUUGAAAAAAGUUUCUUUCAAGAGGUAGGGGAAAGAUAUACGGGGGAAGGACUAACGUGUAAAAUGCAUGAUUUAAUGCAUGAUUUAGCUGAAUUUGUAGCAGGGACUGAGAGCAUUGUUGUAGAUUCAAAUUUUAGAGCAAGGGAGGUGGGUGAAAAUUGUCGCCACAUAUUAGUUAAUCCUUCAUUAAUUCCAUUGUUUAAAGGAAAGAAGUUGCGAACUUUAUUACAUUUUCCAAACAAGAGUGAGCAAAGCCAACAUAUGAGUGAUGAAACUUGGGAUUCAAUCAUUUCAAAUUGCAGAUAUUUGCGUGUAUUAAAAUUAGAUAAUUUAGAUAUUAAUAAAGUUCCAUGCUCCAUUCAGAAGUUGAAGCAUUUGAGGUAUCUUGAUCUUUCUAACAAUCGCAAUCUUAAGAUCUUGCCUAAGAGUAUUUGCAAGGUACACAAUUUACAAGCUCUGAAACUUGAUUGGUGUAGUCAGCUUAAAGAAUUGCCAAAGAAGAUUGAAAAAUUGGUGAAUCUUACCCAUAUUACGUGUGAACGAUGUCAUAGCUUAACUCAUAUGCCACGUGGAAUAGGGAUGUUGACUUCCCUUCAGACGUUAAGCGCAUUUGUAGUGGAUAAAGAUGGUUCUCAUGGUGGUGCAGAUCUAAGUGAAUUGAGUGGGCUUAACAACCUAAGGGGACAACUAAGAAUUAAAAAUCUGGGAUUUGUGAAAAAUGCAAAAGAGAUGUUUAAGGCUGCUAAUUUGAAAUGGAAGCAACAUUUGCGAUCAUUGGUUUUAGUAUGGAGUGGUGAUAGUGGUGAUGACGAGAAGUCACUUGAAGACCUACAACCCCAUCCAAAUCUGGAGUCGUUGCUCGUGAUAGGGUGGAGAGGAGAUGCCAAGUUUCCAAGUUGGAUUUCUUUGCUCACAAAUCUUGUAAAUAUUUCCAUAUGGGGUCCUAGUAAAUUCAAACAUCUCCCUUCCUUUGCUCAAUUGCCUUGUCUUCAACACCUAUUCAUUUUGGAUUUGACUGAGCUCGAGUACAUGGACAAUAACAACCACAAUGGAAGACAAGGAGACCCGGAAUCAUUUUUCCCAUUGCUCAAGCGUCUUCACAUCCAAAAUUGUCCAAAUAUGAAGGGUUGGUGGCGGAAAAGGCCGAUUGAUGAUGAUAACGAGGACGACACAACAGUUAUAGGAACAUCAACCAUGGCAUUUCCUUGUCUUUCCUAUUUACAUAUUGAAGAUUGCCCUUUGACUUCAAUGCCGUUGUAUCCAUUACUUGAUGAACUAAUAUUGGUCAAAACCAGUUCAAGGCCAUUAAAGCAGACCCUUAAGAUGAACAUCACCAGUAUAUCACGAUCAACUUCAACCCCUUCUCUUCCUCUCUCCAAAUUGAUCUCUUUCCAUGGAGAGAAUAUAAAGGAACUGGACACGCGCAUGCUAGAUGAGUGCCUGCGACAUCUCACCGGUCUCGGAAGUUUAACAAUAAGAGAUUGCAAGGAGCUUGAUUUAGAGGACAUGCAAUGGGAACCCCUUGAGAAUCUCUCUUGUUUGGUGAUUGAUAAUAUUCCACAACUAGUGUCUCUCCCCAUUGGGCUUCGACAUCUUGUUCAAUUGAAAACAUUAGAAAUUCGUAAUUGCAGUCGAUUGAGGUCACUCUUUCCUGUGUUCCAACAUCUCACUUCCCUUGAAGAGUUUUCAAUAAGGAAUUGCAAUGAGCUGGAGUUAUCUGAAGCUGGCAUUCAAAUAUUCCAAGAUUAUACAAGCUUACGUGCUCUAUGGCUGGAAACCAUUCCGAAGUGUCAGCAUCUCCCAGAGUGGCUUCGACAUCUAACAAAUCUGCAACAGCUUUAUCUCGUUGAUCUGCCAAAUUUAACAUCGCUUCCGGACGAGAUGUGUUGCCUAACCAGUUUGGAAGAGUUAUGCAUACGACAAACUCCCCAGUUGGAGGAAAGAUGUCGGAAGGACAUUGGUGCCGAUUGGCAUAAGAUUGCUCAUAUCGCUACAGUAACCAUCGAAGACUUUUAGUGAAACGAAUUUGGCAAUUUCAAGAAUUUAAAUGCAGAAAAAAGAAGUGCUUAUAUCAAAUACCAACAAGGAAUGGCAGUCUUUAUAUGUAUCAAAUGUACAUUGAUGUGGAGACGCCUAAGAAGCUUGCAUGCCAGCCUUGAAAAUGCUUGUACUUCGUGCUCUGAGCAUAGCAUGCAAUACAAAAAGCAGAGACCAUACUUUUUGAAAGGCAUUUGAGAAGUUUAAGAAAUUAGAUGCAGAAAAAGAGGCGCAUGAGUUCAAUGGAAGAGCCAAAAAACAGGACACGCAUUCUUCAUCAGCUGAUGGAAUCCUCCUCUAGCAUAGCAUAUAUUACAAGAAGCAGAGGUAAUAUAUGUUUAACUACGAUCUGUUCAUCUGCCAAAAUAUUCCAACAAAUCAAAAAUGGUAAUAUAUGUCAUCAGUUUCCUUAUAAUUUUUCCAAUUGAUCUGAUAUAAAGUAUAUUAUGGAGUAUUUCAAGAGUUGUAAUAUAUAUGCUAACAGAUUACUAGCUUAAAUGGUACCUAUGCUAUUGACAGAUUCUUGGAGUCGUGUUGUAGAGAGCUUAAACGCGCAGUGUCGUUGUCAAGUAAGUAAAUUGAAUAGGGGAUAGGGGUUAAGGGUUGAUGAAAUGGAGGGGGAAGAGGGGGACAGUUCAUAAUAUUCUUUGAUGCAGGGUUCCCCUUUUAGCUGUUUGAAUUUUGAAGGUUGAAUCAGGAAAGGAUCUUGCUUCAGAAUAUUUGGUGAUGAUGAUGCCCAAUGUUUGGCCCUUUCGCUAAACUUGCACUGGAAAAUCAUAGACAAUGGCUUUGUGGUUAGCCACCAUUAUUGCACAUAAUAUAAAGUUCUAUUUAGUAACAGUUCAUUGUUGCUAUAUACAGAAAAUUAAUGGACUAGAAUCCACCUUGCAGACCUUGAUAUCCUUAGCUCUCAAAGAAACACCUGCCAUUACCUACGUUCUUCCUUUCGUUCUUUCGAGGAUGGCAAUGUCUCAUCACAUUGAGAUUCCAGAAGAAAUGCUUACGUAAAGCUUGGUUGAUCCUGGCGCUUAUAUAUAUAGAUGAUUUGUUUCGUGGGUGAUGUGUGGAUUUAAAGAAACACUUAGUGAGGAACUAUUACUGAGUUUCACCUUUUGAGUGUUGAUUUUUCUUUGCAUAACUAAGUUGGAAGUCUGUUUACUUAAUUGUACAAAGGUGAGAUUGCACCAAGUUUGGAGGGUUAGGCAUAAAUCAUUUAUUUGUACUUUGAAGUUCAUAGUGAAUUCAUCUCUGGGUAAGGCUCCGUAGACGUAGGACAAGUUUCGAACUGCGUAAAUAUCCUGAUUGUGUUCUUUAUUCUUCUUUAAUUUUACUUUUGUGUGUGUCAAAUUAAAAAAAAAUACAUUUUUCUC
This is a messenger RNA of Gossypium arboreum, 4955 nucleotides long. Its product is annotated as putative disease resistance protein RGA3. Gene Ontology annotation, molecular function: ADP binding. Gene Ontology annotation, biological process: defense response to other organism. The record is from RefSeq and is a predicted model, not a curated record. The transcript has 10 exons. NCBI's taxonomy places the organism in Eukaryota, Viridiplantae, Streptophyta, Magnoliopsida, Malvales, Malvaceae. Bases 130 to 3564 code for a protein of 1144 amino acids.